Messenger RNA from Drosophila biarmipes, 5688 nucleotides. RefSeq lists its product as uncharacterized. The record is from RefSeq and is a predicted model, not a curated record. The coding region runs from base 271 to 5493 and encodes 1740 amino acids. The transcript has 5 exons. NCBI's taxonomy places the organism in Eukaryota, Metazoa, Arthropoda, Insecta, Diptera, Drosophilidae.
AAGCAGCUAAUCAAAAAAAAAUAAGCCUACCAAAUAGAAAUAUACAACGCAAAGCACGCAAAAAUACAUUAAAUAAAUAAUCUUAGCAAACCGACUAGGCCACGAUAAUGUAAUCAUGCACCGCCGCAGUCAGUUCGGGCAUUGCUUUGUAGACAGCAUCAAGUAUAUUUUUUAAAUUUCACGUGCUAAAUUCAAAAGAAAUCCUACCACAAUUGCUACACGAAUCGACGAGGGCUAGGUAAUCCUAAUCCCAUUCCGCUAACCAACGCGAUGUCCAGGAGAGAAGCCAGUCUGAUGGCCUACGCGACGGCGGAGGAGCACCUGCUGAACUGCUACUCGCCGCUGGAGGGCGACGAGGUGGAUGCGGAGGCGGUCGAGGCUCCAACCGCCGGAACGGGCGUGGCUGAGGAUCGGCAGCGCCUCGAGGAUCCCACCGCAUCCGGCUCACAGCCACGCGAGGCGGGAGCGGACCUGGAUCCCGCCGUGGACUGCAUGAUGCACGUGAUCUCCGACGAUUCGGACAUACACAGCCUUAUCUCGAGUGGCAGCGGCUUCAAGGGCUGGGCGGAGGAGCAUCCGUCCACCAGCUUUGUCAGCCAGGGUGAACGCUUCAUCUACGGUCUGUGCCGGCACGUGAUGGCCCCGGAGGAGGCGGACCCAGCUCCGGAAUGGACCACCUGCACUCCGGCCAAGCGUCCCUGCAACAACCACGAGGUCAUCGAGAUCAAUGACUCGCCCGAAGCUGUGCAGGAUCCGGGCAUUAGUCUAGUGCAGGGUGUAGCUGACAGUCCCGGCGUCCUGCUGACCAACGGCAACAUGGACCAGUUCGCCAUGGUGCCGCACAAUGAGAACGAUGAGGCUGAACAUGAGCUCCAGAUCGCCGAGGACGGAGAGCAGUGUGUGAUCUACGAGUCCGUGGAUGGGGAGAAUAUGGUCGUGCUGGCGGAGGAGCACUGCUGUGAGAUCAUAGUGGCCACUCAGGGAGUAGCUUGCGAGCAGGAGUUCGCCAGGGCCAUCCUAAUGGCCGGUAACGGAGCUGGAGCAUUACUGGGUCUGCUGCCGGAGGAAGGUUCCGCGAAUGAGUGCCUGAAUGGGACUGCCUACAUCGAGGAGGUGGUAGAGGAAAUGGGUGAGGACGAGGCACGUGUGUCGGCUGAAAACAAUGUAUACCUCAGUGACGCAGCGUUGGAACAGCCGCUAGUGCACCAGGAAUUGGUAGAGGACGAAGCGCCAGAGGAAAACGAAAACGCCACAUUCUUGGACGACACGCCGAUGGAGGAGGAACGUCCAGACAUAUGUCAGGUUUAUGAUCACGAAUUAGAGGACCACGACGAUGAGGAAGACGAGGAUGGCAUCAUGCAGCAAACACCAGUCCAUCCCAUUGACAUCAGCGUUAUGGAGGGGCAGGAGCCGCCGCCGAACAACCUGUUCAGAAAGUUGCCCCGUGAACACAGCAGUCCUACGGAAUUCCCUGUCAGCUCCUCCUCCAUGCCGAACGCCAGCUAUAACUACGACUUUGAUGACGAGUUAACCGGCGGCCACUCUCCGUCCAAAGUAGCGCCGCUUAAGCGAAAGUAUCCGCCAUUGAUGAAGAAUACGCUUCACGGAGAGGCUAUGGAUCGCAGGCUGGCCAGCAUCUGCCAGGCUCAGCCCCAAAUGAGUCCCGCCGAAAAGGUCUCGAGUUGGGAGACGGCGAGCAAGGGGGAGUGGGCGGCCGUCGAGGACGUGGAGAGCUUUGAGGCUGCCUUCGAUCAGUACGAGGCUGUUACGGCGCCACUUAAGCAGCACAAUUUUCACGAAUUCCGCGAGGCUCUGGCCCGCAAUAUGGAGAAGGUCAGCCGCGAGAUUAUGCAGACCUCUGAUGAAUCGACUCAGGAGCAAGCCAGUUCCCAGUCGGCAGAGCGGCCUGUGCAUCGCCGCUACCUGCAAGUCCUGCCCACCGAGGAAACUAUUGUGCUGGACGACGACGACGACGAUUGCUACGAGGUGGUGGGCAUGGAAAACGCCUCGGUCACCACGUUGAUUCCCGAAGAGGAACUGGAAGUGGACCAACAAGUUACAGAGGAAGAGGAGGUAGUGCAAGCAGAUGUAACUGAUGUAAAGAACACGGAGAGUCAAACCUCUGGGCAGCACAAUCUCACUAAGGAAACCUCUACCACUGAUUUGGAUGGCAGUGCAGUUGCACCAACAGCGGAAUCCUCAGCAGAAAACUUGGAUGCAUCCGUUUCCAAUGCGCAGCCCUGCGUCGCUGAUCCGGAGAGAAUCGUUGAUAUUACGGAGCCAAUCUCAAACGAUGGCGGACCUUCGGAGGACCGACUAUUGGCUAACGCUGUCCUGGAUGCUAUGCGUCAGCAGGUGCAAAUGCAACAGCAGCAGCUUCUGGGGCAGCAAAUGAUGCAGCAGCCACAGAUGUAUCGCCGCCAAGAAAUGUCAACGGCGCCACAAGAGACUCAAAUGGCCGCAGGUCAGGGACCCUACGUCAGCUGCCCCAACAAUAGCAUGUUCUACGAGCAGCAGGAGUUCUGCAACUACUUGGGUCUCACUGAACUGGCCACAGCCAACGCGGUGGCCACUGCUAUGAGGGAGCUGGCCAACAGCACUGUGGCCCGCAGAUCGCUGCGGGUGCGACCCCAACACCAGCUGGAUAGGAUGCGUAGCGAUGUGCGUGGCAAAAGGCGGGAGAGAGAGCGAGAACGACAUCAGGAUAAGGACAAGAAGAUGCCCCUGACUACCAGCAGCGAGCUUAGUACCGACAAGGAAGAAACCUCGACACCUCAGACAGCUGAAUCCGCUCCAGUAGUGGAGGAUGAGUUGAGUUCCAACAAACAGUUGCCAGCAGAGCAUCGGCUCCAGUUGAAUAACUUUUAUGGCUCCUAUUACCGGAAAGAGGGAGACCGACCGGCGUCUAAAUCACCUACAGAGCAAGAUCGACCUAGAUCACGCAAGCUACUUCAUAGUGCGCAAAGGUCCUCAAAGGAGCGAGAGCUGUGCAAGUCACCCAAAGCGCAGGAGGCAUUACAUCAAAUAUCUCUCAAGGAGAGCGAUGGAAUAAAGGAGCUUGAAGUGAACAAGGCCCCUGAACAGAACCGCGUUCACGCUGUUGAGGCGGCCUUCGCGAAAAUCUAUGAGGCAGCCGCUCCAGCCCAAUCCAAGCUGCUGGAGACCAUGCAGCAACGCUUGCGCCAGGCGCGCGAGACUAAGCCUUCGAUCUACAUCAUCGAGGCUACCAACAAUGCCCCGCCACAGACGCCAUCGCCUUGCAAACAGGAGUCUCGCAUCUCACCGGCGCCCGCCCAUUUUGUCGAGGGUUUCGGUGAUGUAAGAGCACCGCGUCCUUCCGCGGUGACAACUCGUUCGUUAAGGACAAGUCUUCCGAAGAUUAGUCCAGCUAAAGAAGUACCACCCCCAGCCCCACUACCUAAUAUUGCAGCGCAGUCGCCAAAAACACCCAAGCAUAGGAAAACCCAUGGAGUUACUAAAGCUGUACCUGCCACAAAGCGGCGUCGCACCACCGUUGGUGCUCCUAGCACAGGGAAACACGCUCGUGUUCGAGAUCUGGUUACCCGCUCCACCACGCACCUGAAUUCAAAAUUACUGCGGAACCGCAAGGUCAGUUUGCUGAAGAGUUACGCCCUUUCGGAUGAAAUGGCUCAGGGACGAACGAAGCGACUAAGCGGUGGCACAGCGCAAGGCGCCAAAAGGGUGCAAAUGCCCAAGAGUGUGAGGGCAACUUUAAAGAGACCCGAACCGCCGGAGAAGAGUCUUCCCGAACAGCAUCGCCUGCAGCAGCAGCAAUUGGCGCCGCCGAACACGCCUCGCAAGAUGAAGGGUGUCCAGGAGACUACGCCUGUCACGACAAGUGCAACGAAAGCUCUCAAUCGCCUUACUAAGCGCACCAAACGGGCGCGGGCCAAAUCCAUGCCGGCCAAUCUUGAAAUGGUGCCCGAGGGCGUUCCUGCAGCCGUUCCUACUGCCACAGUGUUAAGAAUGACGGAGAUGACACGAGAAGGCCCCCAAACCCGUGUUGAUUCCGCCAAGCAUAUCGUUGACACCGCUGGCGCAGAAGCUGCAGACCCCACCCACGUUCAUUCCCCUUCCACCGCUCAACCGCCUUACGCACAGCCCGUGCUUAUUUACCCGCCUUCGCCCACAUCCCCGCCACUAAACUCUAUGGUUUCGGAGCCGCGUCACCACCGCCAGCAAGCUGGAAAUGCGAAACCUUCUGACCCAGUCCUGGCCACUCCCCCGGGCGGCUUACUGCGGCUCAGCGAGGGAUCCUCAACGCUAGCGAAUCCACUUUCCGCCAAGCAUGGUCAAGUUUUGUACAUGUACUACGAACUGGAACAGCUCAUUGUGCUGCAGGAGAACUGCAUAACCUUCUGGAAGUACUCAAAAGUGUUUAAUGUGCUACAUCAGCCGCGACAGCAGCCCUCCUUCGAUGGUACCAGGAAAUCGCCCGCUCCACAGCUCCAUCAGCCACACCCCCGCGAUUCCAAGGACACAGAGCAGGAGCAGGAUGUCGGACCACGAUGGGUAUAUCUGGGUAGGGUGCGGCGCCUUACUAGCGAAAAGGAAAUCUUUACGCCCUUUGGCAGCCGCAUCUGCGUGCACAACUCGACGCCGGUGUACCUUGAAAUGCGCAGCAGGCCGCUAGACCACCACAAGCGGGAGGUGAAACUAACGUCGCUACACGUGAAUGUGUACUACUUUUGCGAGGAGGAACUACGGCCUCGGAUGCACUCGGUGCACUUGGACGCUGUCAACUGUGAGUGGUCCCAUGUCAUAUAUACAACCAUUGCGGAAUCGCGGUAUUUUGUCAUGGCAUGGCAGCAGGAAGUGGUGAUGGGCAAGCCGCGCUCGGGCAUCUGCAAGUACUCGCUUACGCCCACCUUGGAUACGCUGGCAUCCAUUCGGGAGUUUAAGCAGCUGCGCCACGAGCUGCGUCACAUCGAGUGCCUUUCCGAGGACCGCCUGAUUGGCUAUGGACAGACGCGAAUCACCGUGUGGGACCAUCGCAGUGGCGACACUCUGAUGAACUACGAUUUGGGUCGCCCUUUGGGCAGGUGCCUAGCCGCCUUGCACUAUCCCAGCCUCGAUAUGGACCAAAGCAGCAUGCUGGUGCUGUACCAGCUCCUGAAAGAGCUGAACAAGCCGGGCGAGGUGCAUGUGAUCGCCUGCGAGCUGUCUCAUGCCACGCCAUCGCACCGCCUGCUACAGGUUCACCGUUUACCAUCGCCGCAAUUUGAUGAGGCAACGGAGGCCGUGAACACCGGGGACCAUCUGAUCAUCAAGUCGGCGUCGAACGACGAGGUCUGGAUAAGUGCCGCUGAUCCGAGACAGCUCACCUAUUUGGCGCCGCAGAGCAAUGGGGCGCAGCGGUUCUAUGCCCGCCAAAAGUCCCAGGUGAUCGAGAUGUCGCCGCAAUCGCUGACUGUAGAUAGCAUCGCCAAUCACAUGUUGAAAUUGGCUGUCCAGCAGAAACACUUGGUGUAGAUCUGUAACAGUGAACUUGAAAAGUGGAACCAGUUUAUUUGUUUUAUCACCAUGUUCCUUGUUGAAAAUCACCCGCAAGACACGAAACGAACAACGCCUUUAUUGUAAACUGUAAGAUCCCAAAUAUGCUUCUGGCUGUCCGCCCAAAACAUGUAGUUCAAAUAUAUUCGAAGCUAUAAUAGGUUGCGUUAUAAA